AUGAGCGGUGCUGCCGUGGCCGCAAGCUCUGCCGGCGACGAUCUCCCAGGUCCAUCGGGAUCCAGGAACUCGGAUUUCAUGGGAGUGGAACCACGGAAAAAGAAUGCAAGCCAACAACCCGAUGGACGUAUGAGUCGAAUUGAAGCCGUACAUCGUACGCUCCAUGGUCUUCAUCAUGAAUGGGAACAAAGAAAGAGAACAACAUUCGAGAUUGAUUACACGAACCCGUCGCUUCUUUGCUCGUCAUCGUCGGAUGCGGUCAGCUGUAUUGAAUUAGGCGGACUAGGGGAAAGACAGCUUCUCACGUUCUCCAUGAAAGCUACUGAUUAUGUCUUCCAAGUGUUACGGAAGUCAACGGGUGAUAUGGAGGAAUUAUACAAUGAAGAAAUGUUGCUGUCUAAGAUUGAUUUCACGAGACCAUAUCCUAUGCUGUCGCUUUUUGAACCGGAGAGCUUCCGACAUGAACGAGAUUUGGCGAAUGUCAUAGGUCAAGCUCUUGGAUAUUCAUUGGACGAACUCGAAACAGGGUUAUCGGAUGAAUUAAAAACCUGCCGUGCUGCGCUUUUCAAAGACACUGUUGAGGCCGUGAAUAGCCGAGGUAGCGAAGGCUACGAACAUUAUGCUUUUCCUGAAGCGGUGGUGCUGAAAGUGGCACAACCGUGCCCUCACUCACUGAUUGCCAAGAUUAAA
Messenger RNA from Ostertagia ostertagi, 690 nucleotides. Lineage: Eukaryota; Metazoa; Nematoda; Chromadorea; Rhabditida; Trichostrongylidae. The record is from the annotation of a GenBank genome assembly.